This is a messenger RNA of Ostrea edulis (European flat oyster), 4263 nucleotides long. Its product is annotated as interferon-induced very large GTPase 1-like. NCBI's taxonomy places the organism in Eukaryota, Metazoa, Mollusca, Bivalvia, Ostreida, Ostreidae. The record is from RefSeq and is a predicted model, not a curated record. The transcript has a single exon. Gene Ontology annotation, molecular function: GTP binding. The coding region runs from base 1 to 4263 and encodes 1420 amino acids.
AUGGGUAAAGAUUCAGAUAGAAAACCAGCAGAGGACGAUUGUAUAUCUUUCUUUAAAAUGUUCGGGACUCACGUGUAUCUGACGAACGUUACUGUAGGUGGAAUAUAUUCAAUUAGUGCCAAAACCACAUUACAAAAACAUGAUGAUAUAGAGUCGACAAUAGCCCUUGUACAAGAAAUUCACAACAAAGAUAUAUCAGAUCAUUUAUUCAAAGAUACUAAAGCAGAAAGUACAGAAAUUAAAGAAAUGAAAGACAACGGAAAAGAAAAGCCAAUAUUAGAAAACAAAAUUGAAGCUGCACAUAGAAAACUAGGAGGGCCACAAAAUACGUGCUACUUAUCGGAGUGGAAGGCAGAGUUAAUGAAAAAUCCAGAGACCUGGACUGUAAGUGACAUGGGCGAAAUUUCAUUCGAAAAUUGCAUUGGAAUUUGGUCUUUGGUGAAAAAGCAUCAUAAAUCAUUUUCUAACGCAGAAGAGUUGUCGUGUUUUUUGGCAGAAAUUUGGGUGAAUCAUGUUGCUCAUGGAAUUCAGUGUUAUGAUCUGUUGAGAUGCUCAAGGCAGACUUUUGUUGAAACUUUGAAGUCCAAACUUUCAACACCUUCAAUCAGCUGGUAUCUGGAAUCCCUUAGGGAUUUACUACAGUUUUUAGAACAUACGGUGGCUCUAGUUGGAAAACCUAUGGUUAUGAAGGCGGUGGAUAUUUUUUCAGAGCCAUGUAUUAUUACUUUAUUCAAAGAAAGUGCAAAAUACAAAACACCAGUAAAUAUUUGCUUUCAAAUUCUGACUACCAAAUUAAACAUUUUACAAAUAGAAAGAAGAGGAUCAUCUUUAGCGUCUGAGGGUUCAUGGAUUGCAUCAGACUAUUUCAUUCCAGGUAUGUUAUCACAGAGAGAAUUGAAUAACGUUGAGGCGUUAUUGGAUAUAUUAGAAUAUGAGCUGUUACCAGGAUUUGAUGCUCUGCAAGCAUACUAUGAUGCUGUUCCCAAAAAAGUACAAUCAUUAACGAAAUGUGAACUCAAAGACACCGUGCAAAAAUUACUCCAGAAGCUGAUAGAUAGAGAGGAAUAUCCAGAGGCUCUGCUUCUUCUUGUCAUUCUCAUAUACAUUGGGUAUCACUUCAAGAAAAAAGAAAUUCUAACAGAUAUCACAUUUGAGCUUCUGGCAGAUUUCAUAUCAUCGGCAAAAGGAGAAAUUUCUCUGGCUAAGAAAUACAAAGAUCCGGAAAGUCAAGAGGCGUGGUUGCUGUUGAGGUUGGUUUUCAAACUAGACACACAAUACCGGAUAUACGAUGCUUCCAUUGUACUUGCAGAUGAGUUGAACAAUUUCCGUUGCUUUCUGAUGGAAAAGAAUUUCAUAUUACAUUCCAAAAUCAAAAAUGCUUUGGAUCCAAAGCACAAAAAAGAUUGCCCACAUGCAGUUAUCCAUUCGUUAGCAAAAAUAUCCAGAUAUCCAUGUGAGAUGUUUGAUGGCGAAACGAUGAGAAAAAUAUCUUCUAAGAAUCCAGAAUUUGUUCCUGAUAUUCCAAGUGAUGAUCCACUAUACCAUAUGAUAGAAAAAUUCGGGAUGGAAGACUUUUUCCCACGUAAACUUUCAACAAAACAUGUUUUGCAGUUGAGUGAUGCCUUGUUCACAACCCGUCCAACGAAACUGAAAGAUAUACCAUGGACUGUAUUCCAGCAUAUCAUAGCCAUGAACUUUAAUUUCAGAGAUACAGUUUUGUCUGGGUUUUUUAAACAAAAACCGAAAUUAAAAAAGAGGCACCCAAUGGAUGUUUUUCUUGCUCUUUGGCAUUGUUGCGAUCCAUUUUUGAAAAAACUCCUCGCAUCAAAAAUCGCCACCUGUCAACUUGCUCUCCCUUUCAUAUAUGAGGAUAUAACAUCCAGAGAUCAACUAACUAUGUCACUUUGGCCAAUUCGUGAUAUUUUCAUUGACGACAGUCCGGAUUCUGUUUUGACCAAAUCUCUAAUGACUGUUGGUUUUAUAAGAGUUGGAGAAUUAAAGUCAAUAUCGAAAUCAAAAAUAAUAAAUAAGAUGAUGAGGGGAGAAAGUAAUGACCACGAUACGUUUUACCACAGAGAUUGUGCCCUGGCGGAAAGUAAACGAUUAAUUUCCAACGGACUUGUUGAAAUUACUUGGUAUGUACCUAAAACAAACAAUGGUGAUGAUGUAGAUUCUACCAAAACAGAAGAAGUGUUGAAAGAAUUUUCUCAACCAAUAUGCAUCUUGAAUAUGCGGGGAGAUGCGAAAGAUUUUAGGACCCAGCUUUCAGCGUUACUCGCACUUUCAGAUGUGGUAGUUGUCAUGUCUGAAUUUGAGAAUUUGAAUGAUGAACAAUCUCUUCAAGUGUUAAAAGAAGUGCAGAGCAGUCCAUCGAUUGCAAUAAUCAUGGCAGACUUCCCAAACAGUGUCGAAAACGAAGAUAUAGAAGAAGAAAGUGACGACGAAGAGGAGAAAAUAGAAGAGGAAAACGAUGAGAGAGAAGAAAGAAAUGACAUGUCAUUAGAAGAGCAUUCUGGAGAAGAUUUACAUCUUUUCUUUGAAGCAAAAACGGGUUUAAAUCAUCAAAGCAGAUUAUUUAUUUCCACUCUGGAUAAUGGAAAGACAUUAAAUCAAAGUGGCCUUAAAGAUCGCCUUACCACACAAAUCAUAUCAGCAGUAAAGCAUAUCAAAUGUCUGCAAAGCCUGGAGGGAAAGACUAUGCUAUUGCCAACAUCCGUUACAGUAGAUGAAGAUAAUGAAAGAUCAAAAUAUGGCUCAAAUUUGAGUGAAAUAGUUUUUGCAGAUGUUGAAUCAGUAAAUAUGAUACAGGGAAAUCAAAUAAAAGACAAAGUACUUCCUUUACAGCGAGAUGAUAUAUGGCACACUUGGUGUUUGAUGCAAAAACGUUGCUUUCGUUCAGGAAAAACGAGUCUUUUUGAAAACGUACAUCAAAAAACUCUGAAGACUCUUAGAUUGUGGCAGGUGAUGUAUGGUCUGGAGACUCAAAAUACAAUUGUAAAAUUUGUAAAUGUUUUGGCAAGCCAUAUUGAUGAUAAAGAAACCAUCACUUAUUUUCUGCACAAUAUGAAAAUCCAGAUGGACCUUUUAUCCAGACAGGUAAUGCCUAAGCUUACCAACGAUCUCUUUAAAACUUUCAAGAAAUUCGAAACUCUGAGGUCGCAAAGUGACGUCGACAAAAAGAAGUUGGAAACAAUGAAGUCGCAAAUAAAAAGCAAGCAGAAAAUUCUGGCUAAUGCUUCGUUCGGUUUAGAACAUUUUUUCAGAGAAAUGGGACAAUUGUACGAGUCAUUCUUGCAUUGCAUUGAAACAAUGUUUAUUCGAGUAUCGAGUAAAACAAAACUUGUCCUAGAGAAAAUGCCACAAAUUGCUGCAAAACUUCUUGUAUGGGGUCAUCCACUCGAGAUCAUGGACGGAGAUACAGCGUCAGUUCCUGAAAAUUGGAUUAAAGCUGUAUUCAAGGAGAUAGGAUCAAUCAUUGGAGAAAACAAAACGAUGUAUGUAAUUUCAAUUUUAGGAAUCCAAAGUUCUGGUAAAUCAACUCUGCUAAACACAAUGUUUGGUAUGCAAUUUUCUGUUAGUGCUGGAAGAUGUACACGUGGAAUUUAUGCGCAACUUAUCCCCGUAGACAAGGCAAAGUCUAGUCUCAUGUUUGAUUAUGCUUUGAUUCUAGAUACAGGAGGAUUAAGAGCUCCAGAGUCAGCAGGGGAGAAGCAUGUUCAUGAUAACGAGCUUGCAACGCUCGUCAUAGGCCUAGCAGACGUUGCGCUGAUCAAUAUAAAAGGGAAAACUGUAGCUGACAUGCAAGAUGUGCUUGAAAUUGUACUUCAUGCAUUGAUAAGGUUAAAGAAUGCAAAUGAGAAGUUGAAUAUUAAAACAUCGUGCGUCUUUCUUCAUCAAAAUGUAUCAGCGUCCAAUGCAAAGAUGAACACUUUUACGGUUAGUCAGAAGGUUGAUGCCGUCUUGAAUGAAAUGACAAACAUUAUUGCUAAGCAGGAAAAGAUAGCAAAUAUUACGCAGCUCAACGAUGUUUUGGUAUUUAAUCCCGAUGAAAAUGUCAUCCAUAUACCGGAUUUGUGGCUAGGUAUUCCUCCAAUGGCCCCAGCAAGUCAAGAAUAUAGCAAGAAGGUGGUUCAGGUCGCCAAACGCAUUCUAGUUGACUUAUGUGAAAACAAAAACAGCUUUCUCAAUUGUGAAAACACAAGUCUUCACCUACACAAUCUUUGGAAAGGAAUUCUUUCAGAAGACUUUGUAUUCAGUUUUUAA